Messenger RNA from Drepanopeziza brunnea f. sp. 'multigermtubi' MB_m1, 447 nucleotides. RefSeq lists its product as uncharacterized. The record is from RefSeq and is a predicted model, not a curated record. Gene Ontology annotation, cellular component: trans-Golgi network. Lineage: Eukaryota; Fungi; Ascomycota; Leotiomycetes; Helotiales; Drepanopezizaceae.
AUGUCUUCGCCCUCGCCCACACACCCCCUCUCAGCAACCUCCUCGUCUUUCUCCUCUGUCCACGAUGACGGUGGUGGUACGACUCCCACGCGUCCGCGACUUCACUCGCGGAAGAGCAGCGGCACCAUCAUCGUCCCGCGCGAACACCCACGAGUCGAACUGAAGGAAGGCGACGAGGUCUUUGACGCAGACGACGCGAGAGCUAUGAGUCCGCGGAGGAGUAGUCAGGAUCUGGAAAAGAUGAGUGAGGAUGCGAAGCUGCAAUUAAAUGAACACGCCAAAAUCCUCCAAAAGUCGCUCCUGGAAAUUUUCAACCGCAUCGAGGCCGUGAAGGAAGAACACGACAAGUUGGACAGUAACAAUAAAUUCCUGCAGAAGUAUAUCGGCGACCUGAUGUCCACGUCGAAGAUAACGGCUACCGGUGCCGCGGGAGGAAGGAAGAAAUAA